AUCCUGUCCGCCGUUAUUUUGCUAUUGUUUUGUAUAAAAUAUAAAAAUUAUUAAUACUAUAUUCUUUGACUGUGAAACAAUUUAUGUCUUUUAUGUUAUUUGUAAACAAAAUUACAACCAUCCCUUAAAAUUACUGUAUUAUGAUAAAAAAUAAAACAAAUACAUCAAUUUACGCAUUAACAAACUGCGUAACCAAAACCAAACUUUUAUUAUUAUUUUUUUAAUUUCAAACAAGAAUAAAAAGUUAUGGCUCCUACAUUUGAACAAUUCCUCAAAUUUACAAAUGCUGAGGAAACAAUUGUCGAGAAACUGAAAGAAGCUGGUCCAAGAACUUAUAGAAUAAACUACGAUCGAAGGUUCAAACAUUGUAAAGUUUUGUAUGAGAAAUUCUUGAAUCCCGAAUUAAGGGACAAAACUUAUCGCUAUGGAUUGGUUUUAAAACCAAUGCCAAGUACUUUCAAAACUAAAUUUUUGGAGUUUCCAAAUAUAAAUAAUAACGAAGGUGAGUCAAUUACCAGUGGCACAGUUAAAGAACAACCAGCAGAAAAACUAACCAAAAACAAAGCACUACACUUGAAAGACAAAUAUGAAAAUGAUCAGCCUUCUACAAGUUCUGCCUUCAUCCACAAGCCUCGUAUCAUAUCACCCUCUAAGGAGAAAAGAGAAAAAACUAAAACUAAACCGGAAACUAAGUUAAAACAAAAGCCUACUGCGAAAGCUUUACCUCCUGUUCCAAAAAGUCGUAAAUCUGUGGAAAAGAAAAACUUAUCGAAAAAAUUAGCAAAUGCAGUUACAGACCGUGGAGCUCCUAAAAUAACACAAUAUUUCACUUCAAAUGCGGAAAAAAGCAAUGUGGAUGAACAUAAAGAUCCCGAAGAAUUUUUAGAAUUAAGAAAGAGGAAACCUGAUCCCUCUAAUAAUAACAUUGAAGUCGAACCGCAAACAAAACGACCAAAGGUUUCUCUAAAGAAGGAAAAAGAAGUAGAGAAAGAAAACAUAAAUAGAGAGCAAAUGAAAAAGGGAAAAAAAACAUCAUCUUCAGAUGAUUUUGCAAGUGAAGGAAAGCCAAAGAAAGGCGUACACAAAACUAAGCCGAAAAGAAGAAGACGAUUACAAUCAGAAGAUAUGGUUUCGGAUGAUUCUGAUGCAAAUACCAACAAUUGUGAAGUUGACUUAACAAUUGAAGAAAGCACAAACAGCCCGCAUGAAAACUUUGAUAAAAAGAUGGAGUGCCAUUCUUCGCCUUCGAAAUCAGCUCUUCCUAAACGAAAUAAAACUGAAGAGUAUAGGAAGGCUUCAGAUUUUAUCUCGAGGAACCACUUUGAAGGAUUAAGCCCUGGCCAAGCCAUCAAAUCGAAAAAAGUUGCAAAAAAAAAUAUUAAUCUGUGGAUGGAACAAGGACUAAAGGAACAGUCGGUGGAAGAAAAACGUCCCCAUAAGCACAGUACCUUCAAGGAAGAUGUAUUUGUUGGUUAUAAUUUAGAAACAAUAAGAACACAUCCCGACAAAGUUAAAAAAUACAUCAAGUACUUACUGAAGCUUGAAAUAAAACUGAAAAAAGGCAUUACUUUGGAAGAACCGAAUUGCAAUGAACUAUCCAGAUCUAAAUUUAUAUCAGCAUUUAACAAAAUGACUUACGAAGAUUUCAAAAAUUUAAUCAAUUCCAAAAAAUAUAUCUCAAACUGGACAGAAAUAGGAAAAUCACAUGAAGAAAUCGAAAAAAAAUUCAAAACUUAUCACACCUGUUUCAUGCAAAACAAAUAUUCGUGGUCUGAUUUUCAUAUUGAGAUAUCAAAACUUGAGUCGUUUUUACUGUCAAAAGGAAUUAAGGAAUUAAUUCCUCUAAAAAUUAUUCCACCAAAAAUUCUUUCUUUCGAUGAAGUUUUAAAUAAAACAAAUAUUAAGAAAUUUGUAAGUCUAAGUUGUCUUGCACCACCGGAAUCAUAUACAGAAUUACUGAGUUUAUGUAAAAAAGAAUAUAAAAAAUGUGUGUGCGAAGGAAUAUGGACAGAGGGAUUGAAAUUAAAUAAUAAAAAAAAGGAAAGCGGCAGUACCCAAGAAAUGUCUAUGGAAUUGUUCACAGAACCUAUCGAAUCAAAUGAAAUUUCUGAAUCAAAGCCUGAAAUUACUGCCGUUCAAAAGGAAUCACCACCUAUUUUAAAAACCUUGGAUGGUAAGGAAUAUGAUAACAAAGUCAUUGAACAAUGCGUCAGGAACGCACAAAAUGAUUUUGAGACCAAUUCUAACACCUCCACAACAGUCUCGACAGUUAAGAAAAAAAAGUAUCGCAAAUAUGGACCGAAAUCUCGAAGGUUGCAAUCUUCUACAAGUGAUGAUGACUUGGAAACUAAAAUUACUCAUAUAGUAGGAUAUGGUGAUCAAGCGGUUGCUGAACCAAAGGAGCCAAUUGAUACUCAAGAGUUAAGUCGAAUAUUAACUGAAAUUCAAACACAACAUUCCAAUGUAAAAAGCAAAGAUGUUUCACAGAAUAGAAAGGAAAUCAGAAAAUCGGCGAAUAAGACAGAUGAUCUGGAAACUAAAAUUAUUCAUAUAGUAGGAAACAGUGAUCAAACGGUUGCCGAACCAAAGGAGCCAAUUGAUACUCAAGAGUUAAGUCGAAUAUUAAGUCAUGGUGAAAUACAGCAUUCCAAUGUAAAAAGCAAAAGAAUUUCAGAGAAUAGAAAGGAAAUACAAAAAUCGGCGAGUAAGACAGAUGACCUGGAAACUAAAAUUAUUCAUAUAGUAGGAAAUUAUGAUCAAGCGGUUGCCGAAUCAAAAGAGCCAAUUGAUACUCAAGAGUUAAAUCGAAUAUUAAGUCACAGUCAAACACAACAUUCCAAUGUAAAAAGCAAAGAUAUUUCACAAAAUACAAAGGAAAUACAAAAAUCGGCGAAUAAGACAGAUGACCUGGAAACUAAAAUUAUUCAUAUAGUAGGAAAUUAUGAUCAAGCGGUUGCCGAACCAAAGGAGACAAUUGAUACUCAAGAGUUAAGUCGAAUAUUAACAGACAAUCAAACACAACAUUGUAAUGUAAAACUCAAAAAUGUUUUACAGAGCAAAGGAGAAAUAUUGAAAUCCGCGUAUACGACGCGUGUAGUAGGAUAUGGUGAUCAAGCGGUUGUUGAACCAAUUGAGACAGUUGAUACUCCAGAGUUAAAUCAAAUAUUAACACACAGUCAAACACAACCUUCUUAUGAAAAAAACAUAGAUGAUUCACAGAGCAGACGAGAAAACAGAAAAUCCGCGUUUAAGACACCUGAAGCUGAGGCUAUCACGGCAAUAGUGAAACCGUUUGUGGAUACCAUUCAAAAAGAUUUAUCAGAACGGCAAAAUGAGUCGAACCUAAAUAUUAAACAAACGUCAAAUAACAUGACAAAACCACAGUUCUCUACAACUUCAACUGGUACGCUUAUACCUUUGUCGCCAAACAUUUUUGCAUACAGCGAUGAAACUAAUACAAAAAGUUCUAAUACUCAAAGUACACAAGCAUCGAAAGAAAUUAAUUUACAAUUAUCUGAAAGGGAUGGUGGUAUAGCAAUCGCUCAUGAAAAAUCAUCUGCCGAGCUCUCUAACCCUUUACCAACAUCACCAAACCUUUUCCAAUCCAGCGAAGAAAGUAAUUCAAAGGUAGUGAAUUCUCAAGUGAUUGAAGUUGAAACCCAAGAGUCUGUUUAUGUUUCUUGCACACACAAUAAUGACUUUCACACGGAACAAAAUAACUUUUCAGUAAGCAUGAUUGAAAUAAGUGAAAGUGAAGAUCCUUUUGGUACAAUCGCUUUUGAAGGAAAAUCAAUAGCAGAUCUCACUUGUGUUUCAAAAAAGAGUGAGGACUCAAACAACAAUUCAGAGGUGUCUCUAAGUGAACUAAAUGUUUCAGGAGAAUCGAAUUCAAUUGCCGCUACUCUGGGCUCAAAUGAAGCAGGUAACAAAAUACAGAAAAAUUCAAUAGAUUCAAAAGUUACUACUGCCAUGGAAGGAGAAAUUACUGAAACAUCAAAUAUUAACAAACGUUUGGAUAGCUUGUGUUCUGCUAAACCAUUGUCGCCAAAUAAAAUGUCGGCCAGUGUUGAUUGUACUUCUGUGGAAAAUUUAAUUGAAAAUACUCACUAUAAGGAUAGAGAGAAUACAGUCGAAAGAGUUCGAUCAAUAGUUCCAUCACCACCUGAAUCUAGUGAGUUACAAAUAUCUGAAAUUGAAAUUCAGACGGUUCCUUUAGUUGAAAAUCUUACCUCAAAAAAUGUACAUGAAGCUCCAGAAAUUCAAAAAGAUUUCAACACAGUUACAAAUCAGGCAGAUAAGAGUCACCAAGAAGAUCAUAGUCAGAGCUGCACCAAUGAUGAGGAAAACACCAUGAAAACUACAGAAGAAAACACCAGAGCAUCAUUAGAUUCACUUAAAAAUGUCAAGGUUGUUGUUAAGCGAGAAAUCUUUUCUGAGAGUUACAGCCAAUAUGAUAACGAUGUUGAAAUCAUUGAAAUUCCUCAAUCAGGGCCGAUGGUUAUUGAUGACGAAGAAACAGUACCAGAACUAUUAGAAGAGCUUUUGGGUAGCUCAGCAUUUACUCAACGUCCUCCAAUGACAAUUGUACAUACCAGUUUGUCUCAUUUAACACCUUCAUCUAUUUGUUUGGAGAACUUUCCACAAGCCCAACAAUUGCCUUCGAAUUUUGACUUAACACAAAGCCAAUCGAAUCUAAAUCAAACAGUCAACGAAGACAUUCAUAUCUUAAACAGAACCAUCAAUGCUGAGACCACUUUGAAAAACACAGAUAAUGCUCGAGAUUUGACUGAUUGUCAGAUAUUCAAAACCCCACAGAAGGAAACCACGAACUUGAAUUGCUUUGAAAAUCUUGUUUUGAAGAAAAGCCCGAGCUCAGAAAAAAAAUCUAAGAAGAAAAAAUCGGAUGGCAAGCAAAAGUCUCUUCACAUCAAAUUAUCAAAGCUUAAAAAUAAUCAACAACCAUCCCAAGCAAUCUCAGAAAUGAGCUAUGUUUCGAUGGCGCCACAGAAUAUUCCAUCGGACAUUGAGCUUACACAACCAUCAUCAACGAACCAAGGACAGACGAGAAACUUGCAGGUUGUUUUACCAUUGAAAGAAGGCCCAAUUGGAGAAAAUAUGGAAGAAGUGACUAAAAUUUCGAAUCAGCCAACAGAAAACAAACGAAUAGAAGGUGAAACACCUAACACUCAAGAAUCAGGAAUAUCUAUGGUUGUCUGUGUAAGUGAGAGUUUCAAUGAAAGUAAUGAAAGUUCUGUGAAUUUAGAAUCAUCCCGAACAAACACAAAAGAUAAAAGAAAGUCUAAAAAAUGUUUAAAUUCUAACAAAAACCCAAUUUCGUGCGAAGAACAACAGGAGGGUGUCAUUGGAGUACAAAAAAAGCGAGGCCUGGAAAUUUCAAAAGUAAAGUCAGAACGGUUAGAAAAUAUAGCUGUAGUUUCAUCUAAAAAAUCUAUUGAUGUUAUACUUCUAGAAGACAGCACAGACCAAAAUGAUGGAACUGCAGAGGAUGUCGUUCGAGUUGGGGUAUCUACCAAUAAAAACCACCCGGAAGUUGUUUCGAAACAUAAUAGAGAAGAUCUUUGUUUGACUAAUUGUUCCAAAAGCAUAUCAAAUAAAAAAGCUGAGGGUCCUGAAGAAAAAGACUCAAACAGUAACAGUGAGACAGAAAUUAAUGAGAACGAACAUUUAACAUUGCCAAUUCUCACAUCAGAAGACCAUAAUUCUGUAAUUAACAAUUCUGAUUGUGUUGACGAGAGUGCUUUUACAAAAAGUCCAUUAAAACAAGUUAAAACUAGACCUCGUUCACCUUUUAGCAAGAAAACGGAUAUUGACAAAGACUCGCCAGCUAAUAAUUCCGGCAAAGGUGUCUCACCAGAGAUUUCUAAGUUAAUUGUUCCUGGCGUUUCCAAGAACACUGACGAAACAAUUUUAUCACCAACAGCUUUAAAAGGCAAUUAUGAAAGUCAAACAGUUUGUCCAUUAAUUGACAAAAAAUUAACAGAAACAAUUCAAUGCACUGGACCUAGAGAAUCUUCUGAAAGUUUUGUAGUCCCUUCUCCAACUAAUAAUCAACAUACAAAAUCAUUAAAGGAUGUUGAUGAAAAUUUACAAAAUAAAAAUCAUGUACAUGGGUUUAAAGAAUCUCUUGAAAUUUGCUCAGAACCAUCUCAAUCUUCUAGUAAAAUUAAAAUUACAUCCGAAAAUGAGAGCUACUCUUUUAGAAAAGCUAACGGACCACAUUCGACACCUAUUAUUACAAGCACUCAAUUAGAACGCCAAGCUUUAAGCGAAACAGAAUCUUUUGGAAAAGCGAUGGGACAAAAUUCGACACCUAUUAUUACAAGCACUCAAUUAGAGCCCCAAGCUUUAAGCGAAACAGAAAACAACGAUGAAACACAUAAUUCUUCGGUUGAAUUUAUUGAUUUUUCUUUCUAUACAUCCUCCGAUGAUAAUGAAGACGAAAAAAAAGAAGAAAAAUUCAGUCAUUCUACAAAAUUUAAAGAACUUUCGUCUCCCCUAACUAAUAUUGUAGAAGAAUCGCAAACUUUGACCGUCCAAAAUAUUGAACAAAGUGUGAAAAAUUUGAAUGAGGGUUCAGAAUGUGUUUUACCAGUAAAUAUGCCUUUAAACAGUGAAAACACUUCAACAAAAAUUUCAAAGAAUACAGAACUGUCAGAGAUAACAUGUACAGAAGGAACAAAACGUAUUUUGAACAGAGUCGAAGUCAAAAAUAAGUCACCAAGUAUUAUAACUUCAGAAAUAAAAGAAGGUGCUAACUUAAAAGAACCCACUUCACCAAUGUCAAAAGAUUCCGUGAAAAUCAUUUCUGCAGAACGUUUCCAAAACGUGAACAAUUCGAAUCAUGAUAAGAAUUUCUCAAAUAAUAGUAAUAUUGUUGAGUUAAUUGAAAUUACAGGUUCUGAAUCCUGUGAUAGUGGUACACUAAACUCUCAAACGUCGCAAAACAAGGAAAAUCUUCAAUCCUCAACAAACUUGCAAUCGCUGGGUGCUGACGAAAAUACUACGAUUUGUUUGAACAUGGUUGAAAAUGAGAAAAAUAAUGAGGAGCAUCUAAAUACUCAAUUGAUAACCGAACACGUACCAGAACAAACUGAAGGUUGUAGUCCUCUUGAAAGAUGUAAAUCCAGUUUUACUCAAAAUUCAAACCAUCAACAAGAAGCCCCGAAUCGUAACAAAUGGGUAAAUACAAACAAACGCCGAAGAGCCAUGUCUGAGAAACAACCACAAAAACAUUCAGAAAUGCAUAUCAGUUUUUCUCAGCCAUCCGAAUGUUCUGAUAAAGGAGUUCUACCAACAUCCCCCACUUUAAAGCGAUUGGUCCAAGAUGAACCUGUAGAAACCAUACCCAAUCGUUUAAAUUCUACAAAAAAUUUUGAGUGCACAAUGUCAAGAAAAGUUGAAACUUUUGUUCUACCAGGAUUUAUUCCCAUUAAAUUCCUUCAAAAUUUAGAAGCCAGCUCUGAAGAGUUAGUCGAAGUGCCUUUACUGAUUGAAAAACGUCUUAUAAAAACCAUUCCUUUAAAUGUCCCAACAUCAGAAUCAAUAGAAAAGAAUCCAAAUGCACUUAUGCUGAAAAUUGAAAUUAAACCCGAGCAAACACCAGUAUUUCUAGAACAUUCAAUUCAUGCUUUACGUCAUGAGGUUAAAAGCUUAACCAAUUCUCGAACUCGGCUCAGUAACAAAAAUAUGAAGACGUCACAAGGAGAAGUGUGUAUUCAAAAAGAUCCCGAGCACCAAAACAUUCCUAAGAAAAGUUCGACACAAUUGGGAUUAAAACAAUCAAAAACGAAAAUAUUUCAACCUUCGAACAUGAAAAAUAAGACAACACCUAAGAAAUCCCUGAAGUUACCCGAUUUUGUGCCACAAAAAACACAUGCCUUUUCAUCUCUUCCCAUAGGAGCAUGCAAAAAACAAUCGAAAAGCAAAACGCCUAGUCUUAUGACUGUCGAAGAAUGUGAUUUUAAUAUCGAAGAUGCAUCUCAACCAAUGGUCACAGAAACUGCAUCUCAAAUGCUAGGUGCUGACUGUACUUUAUUGGAAAAUUCCGAUUUACUUAGAAAAGUGGAUAAAAUUUAUAAUCCAAAACAUCCUGAGAUACCAGAAUUGCAAAUAGAAAAACUUCCUGAAUUAAUUCCAUCAUCACCUGCAACCACAUGUAAGAUAAUCAAAUAUAUACCAUUAACUGUGUCUGAAGGAGUUACGGCUCGGAAAGUCUGGCAAGUGAAUCUCCAAUGGAAGAGCCCAAAAGCGAUGUCAAUUGACGUUAGAUUUAGCGUCCAUAAACAAUAUAUGACUGUCUGUGAUGAAUCAGCUAAGCUGCUAUUUACUUUUCCGCCAGAAAUAUGGUCUGAUGUUCAUAGAAUUUUAAGAGAAAUUGAUCACUUUGAGUAUAAGCGGAGAACCUUGAGAAAUCAACGUAAAACUAGUUCAUUGCACAAAGUUCUUAGACAGCUUUUCGAUUCAUCAACUCAAGUAGUUGUUUUAAAAGUUAUUGAUGACCGAUACAGCCCCUAUGCAAUAUGUGAGAAGACCAUUCCCGUGUAUAGAAAACCAUUUCAAUGCCUGACGAAUGGAAUUCGUGAAAAUAUAAUAAACAAAAUGCAAUUUCUCAAGGAGACUCUUCAAAAUAAAAACUAAACUUAUCCGGGCCGAUUAUAGCUUCUUGUAAACAGACAUUUUAAGUUUUUU
Molecule: messenger RNA, 8709 nt
Organism: Episyrphus balteatus (marmalade hoverfly)
Lineage: Eukaryota; Metazoa; Arthropoda; Insecta; Diptera; Syrphidae
Exons: 8
Coding region: 247-8658 (2803 amino acids)
Source: RefSeq, a predicted model, not a curated record